AUGAAGCUGCGGAAAACACCCUCGGCCUGCCCAUCCUUGUGGCGCUCCCUGCCGUGCCCGCCGGCCGAGCUGCGGCUGGACCUAGUGCUGUCGUCCGGACAGACGUUCCGGUGGUGGGAGAGCAGCCCAGGCGCCUGGACGGGUGUGCUUGGGGAGCACGUCUGGACACUGAGGCAGGACCGGGACCGCCUCUGGUACACGGUGUACGGCAAGGAGGAGAAUGGGCAUCCUGCCGAGGCAGCGAUGCUCGAUGCUGCCGAGAUGGAGCAGAUCCUGCGCGACUACUUCCAGCUGGACGUGGGGCUGCCAGCCCUGUACCGCGCUUGGGGUGCGGCCGACCCCCAUUUCUGCAAAGUGGCCAAAGACUUCCCAGGCGUGCGAGUGCUGCGGCAGGAUCCCGUCGAGUGCCUCCUCUCCUUCAUCUGCACCUCCAACAACCACAUAUCCCGCAUCACUGCCAUGAUCGAACGCUUCUGCCAGGCCUUUGGCCGACGCCUCUGCUACCUCGAUGACCAGGCUGUCCACGCCUUCCCUCCCCUCUCAGCACUCACAGGUGCCGACACCGAGGACCGGCUGCGGGCUCUGGGCUUUGGGUACCGGGCCAAGUUCGUCAGUGGGACCGCGCAAGCCCUAGCCGAGGGACUCGGUGCUGAGGGGCUGCGGGCACUGCGUGCUGUGCCCUAUGCUGAGGCCAGGAGGGUGCUGUGCACCCUGCCGGGUGUGGGUGCAAAAGUUGCUGACUGUGUCUGUCUGAUGGCCCUGGACAAGGCAGAGGCGGUGCCGGUCGACACCCAUGUUUGGCGCAUUGCACGGCAGCGCUAUGGUGCUGUACUGGGUGGCAGGAGCCUGACACCCCGGGCCCACCAGGAGAUUGGCAACUUCUUUCGAGGGCUUUGGGGCUCCCAUGCGGGCUGGGCACAGGCAGUCCUCUUUUGUGCCGACCUCCGCAAGAAUCAGGAGCUAGCCAGCAGCCAGGAUCGGGGAAAACAAGGCCAGGACAGCCAUGGAGAUGUGACCCACUAGGAACAUUCCAGGAGAGACAGAGCCCUGCUGAGAGGGAAUGGCAGUACCUGCUCCAAGUCUGGGAAGCACAAAGGUGGGGGCAGCUUCUUGUCCCUGGCUUACUCUGUGUUUGAGGUGCUGCC
Messenger RNA from Dryobates pubescens (Downy woodpecker), 1145 nucleotides. RefSeq names its product 8-oxoguanine DNA glycosylase (gene OGG1). Gene Ontology annotation, cellular component: nucleus. The coding region runs from base 1 to 1023 and encodes 340 amino acids. The record is from RefSeq and is a predicted model, not a curated record. Lineage: Eukaryota; Metazoa; Chordata; Aves; Piciformes; Picidae. Gene Ontology annotation, biological process: nucleotide-excision repair; base-excision repair, AP site formation; base-excision repair. Gene Ontology annotation, molecular function: 8-oxo-7,8-dihydroguanine DNA N-glycosylase activity; damaged DNA binding. The transcript has 7 exons.